AUGCCACCUAAAAUGGCCCGAAAGGCAGCACCGGGCAGCGCACAAAAAGGCAAAGUACGCAAGACAGCCGCCGCAGGAGGUGGAACACCAACAAAAAAAACGAAGGGAGGAAAGCAAUCAACAGUCGCAAAGACCAACACCAACGUCCAACCCGGAGAUCCAACCCCCACAGGCCGCCGUCGCCGCUACAGGCCCGGCACCCUCGCAUUGAAAGAAAUCCGCCGCUACCAACGCUCCUACGACCUCCUAAUCGCCAAACUCCCCUUCGCACGCUUAGUCCGCGAAGUCGCACUCGAUCUCCUCCCCGCCGACGUCGGCGCAGAGUUGCGCUGGCAGUCGCAUGCCAUCCAAGCUCUGCAAGAAGCCGCUGAGGCUUUCCUUGUUCAUCUAUUUGAGGAUACGAAUCUAUGCGCGCUGCAUGCGAAGCGCGUUACUAUUAUGCAGAAGGAUAUCCAGCUUGCGCGGAGAAUUCGCGGUGUUUGGGCUGGGCUUGGUUGA
Molecule: messenger RNA, 498 nt
Organism: Penicillium verrucosum
Lineage: Eukaryota; Fungi; Ascomycota; Eurotiomycetes; Eurotiales; Aspergillaceae
Product: histone H3 family protein
Exons: 2
Coding region: 1-498 (165 amino acids)
Cellular component (GO): nucleosome
Molecular function (GO): structural constituent of chromatin; protein heterodimerization activity; DNA binding
Source: RefSeq, a predicted model, not a curated record